This is a messenger RNA of Ogataea parapolymorpha DL-1, 2058 nucleotides long. RefSeq names its product Protein involved in negative regulation of transcription of iron regulon. Lineage: Eukaryota; Fungi; Ascomycota; Pichiomycetes; Pichiales; Pichiaceae. The transcript has a single exon. The record is from RefSeq and is a predicted model, not a curated record. Bases 1 to 2058 code for a protein of 685 amino acids. Gene Ontology annotation, molecular function: metalloaminopeptidase activity.
AUGGUUCCGCGUCCCCUUCUUGUUGAGGUCCCAGAAUAUGUGGACUCCGUUGAGGACGGUGGCGAGAUCAAACUGGUCGAUUCGCACGAAAAGACAGUCUCGUGUUUCUACAGUCUGUGGUCGCUUUUCCACGGACGCCACAAGGUUGCUCUGACUGAAACAGAGACAAAGGCGGAGCAGAUCUACAACGAGCUGAAAUAUGAGAAGCCCGUGGCUGUUGACCGCGUGGACACCACGAGCAGGCUGACACGUUUGAGAAGUUUGAUGAGAUCCUUCGAAAUCGGCGUCUAUAUUGUUCCGUCGCAGGACGAGCAUCAGAGCGAGUACACUUCUCCCAAAGACCAACGCCGCGAAUUUAUUUCCGGCUUCACCGGAAGCGCUGGAGUGGCCGUGGUGUCACAGGACGACGCUGUGUUGUCGACUGAUGGCCGCUAUUUUCUCCAGGCAGAGCGGCAGCUGGACAAAAAUUGGACUUUGCUGAAACAAGGAGUCCGAGGAGUUAUGACUUGGCAGCAGUGGUGUAUUGAGAACGCAAAACUGUCCAAAUUCAAAACGAUUGCUGUUGAUCCACGGCUGGUGGACCACAAACUUGGAAUGUUUCUCCAGGAAAGAUGCCACAGUGCCAACAUCGAGUUCCUGCCCCUGAUGGACAAUUUGGUCGACAAAGUGAUGAAGUUCGAGCACUACACGCCGCCUGUGCCUAAGUUGGACUAUAUUUUUGAGCACGAAAUGCGCUUCGCAGGUGAGCACGCCGCAAGCAAGAUCGCGCGUGUCCAGGACUAUCUUCGAGAGACUGAUGCUUUUGCCCUGAUCGUGUCGCAGCUUGAGGAAGUGGCGUGGCUUUUUAAUCUCCGUGGCAGCUCUAUCCCGUACAAUCCUGUGUUUUUCUCCUAUGCCAUUGUCAAGCUGGAUGGCGUGGAACUGUUUCUGGAUAAGUCGAAGCUGACUCCAAAGGUUUCCAAAUAUUUGUCCACAAUUGCCAAUCUUACAGUUUGCAGCUACUCGCAAUUUUGGGAUAGCAUCCCUGCCCUUACAAACAAAUCCAGUGACUCGCGCGUCGUGGUGCUUUCGAACAGUCCCAGCUAUGCUCUGUAUAUGAACGUUGCAGCCGCUUUUGAAGUCAGAAACCGGUCUCUUAUCACUGAAUUCAAAGGAAUCAAAAACCAAACGGAGAUUGAGGGCAACCGAUUCGCUCAACUUAAAGACUCGGUAGCACUGAUUCGCACGUUUGCCUGGCUGCACGAAGCGUUUUUACCUCCUCGGGCACAGGUAGACGAGAUAGAGGUUGCCACCAAAGCUGCCCAUUACCGGAACCUCAUGCCCAACUUCAAAGGACUCUCAUUUGAGACGAUUUCCAGCACGGGGCCAAACUCGUCGGUGAUCCAUUAUGCCCCGACUAUCGAAGACUUCUCUGUGCUUGAUCCUGAUAGUAUUUUUCUGCUGGACUCGGGUGCUCAGUAUUUGGACGGAACUACAGAUAUCACUCGCACACUGCAUUUCAGCAAGCCUAGCUACGACGAGAUAGAAAAAUACACUUUGGUGUUGAAGGGCCAUCUAAACGUUGCCAUGCUCAAGUUCCCGCCCGGAACGUCGUCGUCAUACAUUGAUUCCUUAGCUAGAAAGCCGUUGGCAGAAAAAGGACUCAACUAUAACCACGGCACGGGUCAUGGCAUUGAUACAUUUAUUUGUGUUCAUGCGGGGCCAUGCGGAUUAUCCCCCGCUGAGACGAGUUACAACUACAAGCCGCUGGAGCCGGGCAACUUUCUCAGUGACGAGCCGGGAUACUACAGAGAUAACGAAUUUGGUGUCCGGAUCGAGAGCAAUUUGCUCGUCGUCGAUAGCGAAGAUUCGGACGGGACCAAGGUGCUGGAGUUUGACUACUUCACUCUUGUCCCUUUCUGCAAGAACCUCAUUGACGUGAACCUCCUGGAGCCCGAGCAGGUUAGGUGGAUCAACGACUUUUACGACAGAAUCCGCGCCUCUACCAUUCCUAUACUGGAGAAGCUUGGCGACACCAGGGCAAUUGAUUGGCUACUCAAAGAGACAGAAAAAUUAUAG